AAAACACUGUAGCAUAAUACUUCUGGGAUAGAGGACGUGCUUGAGUGAAGCAUUCAUCAGCAAGCGUUCCAAGGAGCCCUCUUGACAUGUAGGAUAUUAAGUUGGGCUAAAAAUACUACUCCCUGACUCGCAGGCAGGAAUAUCAGAUUAAAACGGGUGUACGACUUGAAUUGCUUCUGCUAGGCUUCGACCGACAGAACGGGUCAGGUUUAACGGUCCUCCAGUUCCGCGUUUUCCCGAUCAGUUGAAGUCAAGACCUCACCGUCGGCGGCCUCUUGUCCAAAUUUAGAGACCGGAAAAACGUGCUAAGAAAAAAAAAGGACGUUUUGUACAAACUCAGCGACUAGCCCCAGCGAGAAAGUCACCGGAGAUGUUACGGGGCCCUCGGCUUUCUGUUUUGAUGUGUCUCGCACUGUACGUGAGUCAGGGCUGGUGUGGCUGUGUGGAGGUAGAUUCGAGGACCGAGGCAGUGACUGGCCACGGCUUCAAACUGGGCUGCAUCUCCUGCAAGAGGCGAGGAGAGGUGGCGGCGUCUGCGUAUGUGGAGUGGUACUUCCAGGCGAAAGGAGAGUCCGACUUUGUCCAGAUCUACGAGUACAGAGACCAGACCCCGGCCAUCCUGCACGAGCAGUUCCUGGAGCGGCUCGCCUGGAACGGCAGCAAGAGGACGGACGACCUCCAGGACGGGUCCCUGUACAUCCUCAACGUCACCCUGAACGACACGGGCACCUACCGCUGCCACUUCUACCGCACCCUCUUCCUGCACAUCCAGGACCACCACACCAACGCCACCAAGCUGGUCCAGCUCUCCGUGGUGGAGGAAGCUAACCGGGAGCUGACGUCGAUCAUCUCUGAGGUCUUCAUGUACCUGUGCAUCGUGGGUUUCCAGGUCGGCAUUGUCCUGGUGCUGGUUCUCUGCUAUAAGAAGACCGCCGCGGCCGCAAGAGAGAGCGAGAGAGAGAAGGAACCCUUGGACAGCAAAGACAACUGUGCUGGGAUCCAGGUGGAUGAAUAGGCCAGAAAGAACUGACUAUUGAAGAUCGAGGCACAAGAAGCUACCAUAAGCCAUCCUUGUUGUUUUUUUUUAAUCUGCAUGAAAUACAGUAUGUGAUUAUCGUCCUGGAAAACUGUGGUUGGUGGGAUAGUUUCUGUUUUUAAGGUAGACUUUGCAUUGAUCCAACCUCAGCAAGAGGUCGGUGCUGCACAGAUGUUUCAUAAAGAAUAACACACACAAGCUUACCGUUAUUACCGUUUUAUUAUAGUCACUUAUGGCUCCAAGUGAGCAUGCUAUGCUUCCCCUGAAAAACAAAACAAAUUUGUAAAUGCCAUUUUUAUAGGGUUUUAUGGUGACAUAGUGGUCAGCAUUCCUGCUUCACAGCCCUGGGGCCUGGGUUGACAUUCCAGACCCGGUCUGCUGUCUGUGUGGAGUCUGCAUGUUCUCACCGGUUUCACAUGGGUUUUCUCCAGCUGCUCUGGUUUCCUUCCACAGUCCAAAGACAUGCUGGUGGGUUAAUAGGUUUCUCGGAAUGUUGGCCCUGGCCUGUGUGUGCCCUGUGAUGGACUGGUGUCCUGUCCAGGGUGUACCCAGCCUUGUGUCCAUUGCUUGCUGGGAUGGGCUCUGGCUUCUGCAACCCUGAAUUGGAUGAAGCAUUGGAUGACCUUGUCCUGUCAAGUGGGUUUUCCUGCAGUCUAAGUCAUAAGGUCUUUUUUUUCUCCCUUGUCAUGAGUUAGAUAGGAGAGUGAGUGAAAAGAAGCAUUUUGUACCAACAUCGUAAACAGUAUUAUCCGUCUAGAUCAAUCACAUUCAGACCUGUUUCUGCUGGGUCUUCACAUGUCCAUUCCACCCUGGAUUCUUAAUGACUUGAUCUGAAGCAGUCAUUCAAGUAAUUGGUCUGUAGCUCUUCACUCAUCGAGGAUUAUAAGUGACCUAUAAAACCUAGUGAACUUCUGCUUUCAGAAGCAGGAGAGAAUCUAGAACCAAAAUGUUCCAUACUUACAUCCUCAUGACAUAAAGCUAGAAAUAAAGACUCUUUUAAACACGUCAUUAGUUCCCACUGUCUUUGUUUUCCUCCAGAGAAUUCUUUCUAAUUAGAUGCUGCAGCACUUGACCAUGUAGGCCCUUAUAAUCAAUCUUGUGUGCGCCCUCUUUAGACUGGGAAGGCCUGAUCUCGUUUUGCUAUCAUUACCUAAAUUAAAUUCUGAAACCUCAGGUGGUUGAUAGAAUAAGGUUGCCUGUUUUAAAUUACCCAGUUAAUGUUUAGCAGUGCUUUUACCUUGGGUGUCGAUUAUAUAGUUCUGCUAGAAAAGCCUUUCACACAUGAAAUUAAAUGCAUGUUUGGGUUGCAGGCUUAUGCUGGUGUUUAAUCACUUCAACGGUUUAAAUUUGGCACCUUUUUGCUGAUGUGAUCCAUCUCUUUGUACAAUCUGAGAACUAAUAAACCACCUUCAUAACAGUU
Molecule: messenger RNA, 2456 nt
Organism: Lepisosteus oculatus (spotted gar)
Lineage: Eukaryota; Metazoa; Chordata; Actinopteri; Semionotiformes; Lepisosteidae
Product: sodium channel subunit beta-1-like
Biological process (GO): regulation of heart rate by cardiac conduction; cardiac muscle cell action potential involved in contraction; sodium ion transport
Cellular component (GO): voltage-gated sodium channel complex
Molecular function (GO): sodium channel inhibitor activity; transmembrane transporter binding
Source: RefSeq, a predicted model, not a curated record